Diachasma alloeum is the source of this 1365-nucleotide messenger RNA. RefSeq lists its product as uncharacterized. The transcript is spliced from 3 exons. NCBI's taxonomy places the organism in Eukaryota, Metazoa, Arthropoda, Insecta, Hymenoptera, Braconidae. Bases 872 to 1294 code for a protein of 140 amino acids. The record is from RefSeq and is a predicted model, not a curated record.
GGUAGAAGCCUAUUCUACCGAAGCUUUUUUACUGUCGCUUUUUGUGAUACUACUUUCUCUCGUUUUUAAUUUCUACCAAUUCCAUUGGUAGUAUGCUUCCGAAUGGAUCCGUAGUUAUUCCAUUCCAAAAUCCAAUUCCACUUCUGUGAUGGAUCGAACCCAGAGUUGACUCAAAUUUGGAAAUUUGGAAUGCCACAAUUUGGAAUGACUCAAUUAGGACCGUAUAAGUUAACUCGGCAUGGACCUGAUGUAGUUCCACAGAUCAGGUCGGGGCUAGGAUCUCCGUAUAAGAUCCGGACACGCGUGCCCGGUUCAGGGCCUGUCUCGACCACGCGUUACAUUCAUGAUCAGGACCAUAUAAUUCAAUAACCAGACACCAGUCUGAUAUGAAUGGUGAAUUUGACAGCGUUAAUAGAAGUCUAAACCACUUCACAGUCGAAAAUAGAAAUCUGAUCUCUAAAAAACAGAAACAAGAUAUGAUUCAACUAACGUGCCUGUUGUGUUUAGUAGUAUCAGCUAUCAUAUUCUACUACCAGUACAAAUAUUUAGCACCACAGUUACCGUACUUCACGUGGAAUAGUUGAAGCCUUAUCUUUUACUCUAAUUUUAUACUUGGCGAAAUUUUAUUUUCCUCUCAUUGCACCGCUCGUUUCUCCCUUCCUGCAUUAAUUUUCGCAUUCCUUCAAAUUUUUUACGUAAAAAUUAAUUAUCAAGUAUCGGCGGUUGGAGGGGAUGCAGUUAUUUGCAUAACACGAGGCUGUUAAUUGCACUGCUCUCUUUCUUUCUUAACACUGUAAAAAGAACAUGAUAUUGUCAUUGGAUUGAAGUUCACCAAAACAUAAAACAACUGAUAAACCGACCCUAUAACAAAAUGGAUAACCUCGACAUGCAUAUUUAUCUUCAAUAUCCAAAUUUAAUUAAAAAUAUCCAAGAAGGAGUUCCAAAAAAUUUGACAGGCCGAGUAAUGACCGAGGUGGGAUUGCGCAGAGUUGAUGGUCGGGUAUUCCUCCCUUUAAUCAUUUUCAACGGACAUCACGAAGAAACUCAGAAAUAUUACAAAGUAAAAAUCUAUGACGCAGCAAAGAUGGUGGAAUUGCUGUACGCCCAUCCAUUACACAACCUGAUAUACAUAAGAAAUGCGAUCCCGAAGAGAGAGAAUACCUUCACCGACUGGUUUGGUAUCUAUGAUGACGAUGAAUUCGACGAAUUUGAAUGGAGUGUGUACAGUGGAUUACAAAUAAGUUUUCAUGAACUUAUUGAAUUUCCGCAAAAAAUUACAAUAGAGUCUGAAUAAGCAUAUUUUAAGAAUAUAUUAUUUUAUCUGAUAACGGAGUAAAUAUAAAAAUCAAUUUCCAAAUCCUAAAA